GGUCAGGCGUCCUUUAUUCGCAAGGAAACAAACCCAAAAUGUUGUCGCGUAGUAUACAAAGCAUUUUGAAAAGACAACAAAACUUGACAAGAGCAAUUGCUGUUGCAAACUAUCACCAUUCAGCACAUUUAUUGAAUAAGAAGGCAGUUCAAUUUAAAGAAGUUGAGGAAUCUGGACCUUUCGAUAAGUUAACACAAGGUUUCAAUGUCAUAAAGUCAACCAUUUUAAACGCGCCACCACUCCAGAAAAUUACUAGUCCGGUAAUUGAGUCUAUUCCUUUCACAGGGAAAGCCGAUAAUUGGAACGACGCAGUAAAGGAAGCACAAAGUUUGGUCAGCUCUGCUGAUCAAGAAAGAAUUUUCGAUCCUGUCAAGUUGGUCGGUAAAGACUUGUGGGAGUUGAAGGGAAACAUCACAAAGUUAUUGGGUUCUGGCCAUCCAUUUAUAAAUACUAUCGGGAAACAUUAUCUUCAGGGCGAUACCAACCGUAUUCGACCUUUAUUAGUUCUUUUAAUGGCAAAAGCAACUUGCCAAGCAGAAAAAAAGACACCAAAUCAACUUUUAGUUGAUAGUGAUAAUGACCAGGAUGAGAUUAAACUGACAACAAUUGACAAUCCAAUUUUACCCACACAAAGACGGUUAGCAGAGAUUAGUGAAAUGAUUUAUACAGCAUCAUUACUUCAUUAUGACAUUAUUGAUAAUGGUACAGAGGUUGUGAAUCCUGGUUUUGGUAAUAAAAUGGCUGUUCUGGCUGGUGACUUUUUAUUAGCCCGUGCUUCUCUUGCAUUAGCUCAAUUGAAAAAGGCUGAAUGUAUUGAGUUAAUAGCUACCUGUAUUGCCGAUAUCGUUGAAGGCGAAUUCAUGCAACUUCAAAAUCCCCAUGAAAAAAAUCCCGACGAAAAGAAAGCAUUUAAUUAUUACAUUGAAAAGGCGUAUAUGAAAACAGGUAGCUUGAUCGCCCAAAGUUGUAAAGCUUCUGCUGUAUUAGCCGGUUGCUCCAGAGAGGUUUCGCAGUAUACAUAUGAUUAUGGUAAAAAUUUGGGUAUUGCAUUCCAAUUGUUUGAUGAUGUACGUACCUUUUCGAAUACAGCGGCAAACGUGGAUAAAAAGUCAGCUUCAUCUUGGAUUAAUGCACCUGUAUUAUUGGCAUGGGAAGAAUUUUCUGAAUUAGGGCCUAUAAUCGAGAGAGAAUUUUCUGAAGAAGGGGAUGUUGAACAGGCACGUCUUUUAGUCUAUAAAAGUAGUGGAUUAAAAAAGACACUUGCUUUAGCAAACGAGCAUAUAGAACUGGCUGUUUCGUCCAUAGAUAAAUUACCUACUUCAGAGGCCAAGUCAGCACUGAUUCAAUUGGCUAGAAACUUACCAACUAGAAAAGAAUAGACUUUUUUUAAGUGUGUAAAUAGAAUUAUAUUAAAUAAAUCACGUUCAUAAUAUUGAUGGCAACACCAAA
This is a messenger RNA of Mucor mucedo, 1449 nucleotides long. Its product is annotated as solanesyl pyrophosphate synthase. Bases 39 to 1379 code for a protein of 446 amino acids. Gene Ontology annotation, molecular function: prenyltransferase activity. Gene Ontology annotation, cellular component: transferase complex. Gene Ontology annotation, biological process: ubiquinone biosynthetic process; isoprenoid biosynthetic process. The transcript has 3 exons. NCBI's taxonomy places the organism in Eukaryota, Fungi, Mucoromycota, Mucoromycetes, Mucorales, Mucoraceae. The record is from RefSeq and is a predicted model, not a curated record.